UGAGCAAUAGUCCUCGGCGGAGAUGAAAAAGCCUUGCAAUCACCAAUUUGUAGGUACAUAUUGGUAUUGGGGCGCGCGGCAGAAAAAAUCAGCCGAAUUUCUUGCAGAGAGAUGGUGGGCUUUGAAAUGGCGGUGAAAUUCUGGUGCUGAUUUGACGAAUUCACUUCUCGAUCGGAAAACCUAUCCAACUCUUAUUGGCAUACGCGUUUCAAAUCAUCAUCAUCAUCAUCAUCGAGUAGACGGAUUGGUGAUUGUUUUCCGCAACAGGUUAGCUUCUACUUGGAUUGCUAAAUCGAAUAUUGUUCAGAUCUGUUCGACUUAGGAACUGUUGCUUUACACUGUUGGACUACGAAUCGGAUUUGGGGAAAUCAUGUUCUCGCAGGAACUUGCUCCAUUUGGAACAUAACUUCGGUUUUUUAUUGAGUAUUUGGAUUGUCCGGGGUUUCGGGGAAUCUGUUCUUUGUAACCGAAAUAUUUUUUGGUUUCUUCAGCUGGGGGAACAGGGUUAGGGAUUCUCCGAUCCUUUCUAGUGGAAUAGGACAAUUAUACUGUUGCCUGAUUGCCUUCGAAUUCUUACUUGAAAUAUGCAUCCCCGUCACCGAAAUACUGGAAAUGGGUUUAGGUCUAGUUCCAUGGGAGUGGGAUUAGCUUCUUCUCGAAUCUCUCCUGAGGGAUCGGUUAGGGGCCAUGGCAGCGCAUAUGGCUCUGACUAUCGCAACUUUAAUCACCCGGGUGGCUUUGGGCGCGGUCAGGGAUACCAUAAAUCAUAUCAAUCAUCCCAGUCGUUGCCUCCUCCGCGAAGAGGUGGGGGUUCUGUUGAUAUUUUCAUGGAAGCAGGUCGCCUUGCAGCUGAAUACCUGGUGUCUCAAGGUCUGCUCCCAUCUAGUGUCUUGUCUGGUAAAUGGCAAGGUGGAAGCUUGAGGAAGGAGCCUUCUGAGUUUCAGGAAUUAGGUCCACUUCGUGAAGAAGGACGAGCAUCUACUGCAGCUCCUCAUUCAGGAUUUGUUGGACCUGAUUCUGGGUCAGGUAGAAGGCAACCAUCUGAUGAAUAUAGUUCAGCAUCAUCACGAAAUCAUUGGAGAGGACGAAGAAGAUCCACAUCUUUCCGAAGUGGUGGUUCUGAUUGGGGUGGCCAUGAUUACAGUAGGAGCAAUACUUACAAUGAUAGAGCUAGAGCUUCUCCAGAUACAGACGCCGAUGAUGACACUGAUAAUCUUUCUGCUUAUAGCAGUCAACAGCAAACUGGUGAAGAAGUUGGUACUGAAUUGCAAGACCUCAAAUCCUCCAAAUUAGGACGAAAUGGUGACAUACCCGAUGAUUCAGGACCUGAGUUGGUUAAGUACCCUUUGCCAGAUGAUGUAGGUUCAAAGGCAAGUGCUUUCACUGUUGGGAAAGAUCUUCCAUGUGAGCAGAAACUUACUAAAGGUUCUGAUGAUUUAAGUACCAUAGAUUCAGGCUCCGAGGAUGUGAAAAAUAAUACCAGUACUAAUGAAACUGAAAAACACUGUGUGGUGGAGAAACUAUCUGUCCAGAACAAAGUUGCUGAUGGUGACCCCUUGGUGAAGCAAGAGACUGAUCUACUAGCAUUCUGCAGAUUUGCUAAGUUCCCCACCAAAACUCGCUCUUCAUUGGCAUACAAGGGUUCUAAGACAGAUCCUAUUACAACUGUGUCAGAACGACCUUCUGAUAUCAACCCUAACAGAGAAUCUGAAAUUUCACUUGACAGUAACUCUUCCAGUUGUACAUUAUCUGGUUCUGUAUCAGCUAAAAAACAUGACGUUGAGCAUCAAAACUCUGAAAGAUCUAAACCAGAAUCUCUUGAGGAAUCUGGUAUAGUGGAGGAGCUAUAUCCUAGAUAUGGUGAGAAAGCUAGCUCUUUGACAUCUCAACCUUUACAGCAUGGAGCAUUUUGGAAUGAGAGCAAGCAAGAAUCUUGCCAAAGUUCCGCUGUAUUUGGAAGGAGUAAUCCUAUGUUUGAGGAGAGGGGCCAAAAACGAUCUUUAGAUGAGAGGGAUGUGGUGGAGGAAAAUAAAAAACCAAGAGAAUGGAUUCCAUCGAUCACUUCUAAGGAAGACGAAUCCUUUAACCUUCUGAAGUUCGAUAAAACAAAAGUCUGUUCCGAGGAAAACAAACCAUCAUGUGAUGGUGAAGUUAUUGUAGCUGCUGACUGUGUGAACUCAGUGAAUAGUUUUCAUUUCAUGAGAGGUGGGGGUGGGCCUUGUGUUGAUUAUGCACAAGAAAAGCAGCUUUUUCCAAAUUCAUUUAAGAUCUGUGACCUUAACCUUAUGGAGGUUUCUGACAUACAUGAUAAUCAUGAUAAUAAUCCUCUUCUCAUCUUCCCAUCUAUUUCUGAAACAAAAAGAGAAGCAGCACCUGUUGAUAUUGACUUGUCUAUAAGCAAUGCUACUGAAUUUGGUCAGAAUGGUAUAGUGGCUGGGAGUAAAGAGAUUGAAAUUAUUGAUUUGGAAGAUGACUCCGCGGCUCAAGUAGACAAGAGCUUCCACGAUGCAGAGAGAAAGAGGGAGACCGUAUUUAGUGGACUGGAAGGCUUUUCUAAUAACCCACAAAAUAGUGGGGAUAUUCCUGAUGUUCAAGAUGGUUAUGGACUUAUGAUUUCAGAGUUACUUGGAGCUGAAUUCCCCAACUGUUCUUCUGUUCAAGGAGACAUCAAUCCAAUGCACAAUGAAAUGCCACUUCCGAAUGGAGAAGGGGCUCUGGCAGAUGAUGAUCUAAUUUACAUGUCUCUGGGAGAAAUUCCGUUGAGUAUGCCAGAAUUUUAAUUUCUUAUCAUGUGUCCAUCAAUAUAAUUAUGUGAUCAAUCUACCGAAGGUGCUUGGACACCCUUGAAUAAGUAUAACUUAAUGUGAUGGUAGGAGUUGUGUAUUAUGCUAAAGAAGGAUAUGCAAUUGUUUCCCAACAGGUUGCGAAGGUCAAAAAUGCAUCUUGGGAAAGAAAAUAGGUGAAUAUUGUAAGACAAAAUGAUAGCAAAUGGUCCGUCCUUUUUUAGACGCUUCUGUUACUUUAUUUGCUUGCAUAUGCCUCUUUAUAUCUCUGCA
This is a messenger RNA of Momordica charantia (bitter melon), 3056 nucleotides long. RefSeq lists its product as uncharacterized. Lineage: Eukaryota; Viridiplantae; Streptophyta; Magnoliopsida; Cucurbitales; Cucurbitaceae. The record is from RefSeq and is a predicted model, not a curated record.